CGACCUAGUAUCUAUUUACGAAAGUAGCGUUACUGUUUCUCUUUACUAGACUAUGGCAGCGCACACAGUCUUUCAUUCCGAUAGUCGUGUAUCAAAUAUUUCUACAAAGCAAAAACGCUUGGCCCAUAUGUUUCUUAGUCCAUUUAGGCGUCUCAAUCAAAAUGGCAAGAAACGUCCGGAUAAACAUUCGCCUUCUGCUGAACUGGUAGGUAGUUGUAGGGUUGAUUUAAACACAAAUGGUGGUCUUGAAAUCCUCCCAGAUUCCGCAUGCUCCAAUUCAGAAUCAUGUUCUCUUGAAAGCAACUACCAACCAGAAAAAUGCUCUAUUCCAAUAGUUCAUCUUGAACCACAUGUUAGUCCUUGUUAUUCUACUUCUGUAACUCAAUCCCACUUCACCGAAGCCGAUAAUCCUAUGAGUGAAUUGAAUACUUAUGUCGGAGAGCAGACUACUGAAUUAGCUUCGAGUAUCAAGCAACGCUUAAUGACUCAAUCAUCUCAACCUCUUAAAAAGUUAAAUAGAAUAAAAAAAUAUAUAACAAGUCACCAAGUAACCUAUCCUCAAUUGACACCGGUUAGCCGAAAUGUUUUAACCCGCAUUUCUGAAAUAUCUAACCAAACAAAUAUCGAUAAAUCCAAAAUAAAUGCAGUUUGUUACAAUAAGAGAAAUGUGAAGACUUCGUCCCCCGCUUGCAAUAUGAUGGUUGUGCCCAUAUCUAAAUCAGAUUUGUAUUUGGUAGGACGUCUUGUGAACGUUGAGACAUAUUCUAAGUCUGUAUUUUCAUCAGAUUCUACGGACAAUCUCCAUUGCGACUCACCAGCUUCGGAUCUUUACGUUUCCUCCAAUAAUAUGAAACAUUGUCCAAACUCAAUGUUGUGUAUGUACAGAUCUCUCAGUAAAUGCUCAAAAAACUCACAAUCUUUCAUGCAUUCUUUUCAAAAGGAUGGUAAAUUCCCAAAACCUGAAAAUUCUACCGCUGAAACGUGCGCGACUCUUAUUGAUCGUAAUAAAGUGGCUGAAUGUGAAACUGAUGGUAUUUGUUCUUCGGAUUCGGUUAAAAUUAUUACAUUCAAUCCUUCACCAAUCUUGUCAACUUCAAAAAUUACUCAUUUAUCAUCGUCAUCACCAAGUCCAACCAACGAUACGAAAGCAGCUGAGACCAUACCUACUAUUAGUCAGACAUUGAAAUACUCACAUUUAUCUAACCGUGCUUAUCCUUUUGGCAAAGAUUGUCGUUUUGUUUUUUACAAUUCUGAUAGUGAUGAAGAAGAUGCUUACAAUUUAUCUGCACCUUGCCAAACUAUCACUUCACUUAUCAAGGCUCGUCAAGCGCAUAAAGAUAUGUGGACAAAGCGAGCUGAUCGCAUCAAUCGCUUUUUAGCCUGUAGACCUUGUCGUGAAGACCUGAUAUCUAAAAAUAUAAUUCCCAGUACCACUUUAGAAGCACGUACUGAACUGCGGAUUGAUAUUGAAGCGUCACUUGAGCGUCGACUUAAUCAACGUCCUACAACUGAUGAAUUGAAACAGAAAAACAUCCUUCAUGUGGACACCGAAGAGGUGCGUAAUAAGAUUAAAGAAGAACGAAAGCAAAUUUUAACUCGCAAGCAAACUAUGUCUAUCAAUACUGAAAAUCAAGAAAUUUAUCCAUUUUUAUCCCAACCAACAUCAUUCUCUAUGCAUAGUCCAUACUGAAAGUUGAACUUACUGGUAUCCAUAGAUGCCAAACAUGUAUAAUAUCAAUCCCUGAAUAAGCUAAAAAAAUAUUUUGAUCAGUUUAAGGUCAUAUGGAAUAGUUGAGUCGUAUUACGAAAGCACUGUUCGCAGUACAGUUGGAAUUGUUUCUCUUUGAUAAAUAAUCAUCAUUCGAUAUCAACCUAAAUUUAAAUGAAUAGAAUUGAUACAUUACACACAUUACCAAUUCUACUAUCAUCAUCAUUCUCUUAUCUCGUGAAUUUUCUUUCUCUCAGUAAGGAAGAACAUAUCACAGUCAUCUGACGCAAUUAUACAGGAUUGAUUUUUUAUCACAGUAAGUCAUACGACACGUAGUUCUCUUACAUCUUCCAAUCAAAGGAUAGAUAAUCUUGCGAAUAAACAAUUAUUAUCAUUGUUAUUUGUUUGAUUCAUUAUUAAUUGUACGUGCAUAUGUUUCAAUAUAAGUUAUUAGGUCUACGUUUGAAGGAAAAUGGUAAAUUAAAAGAGAAUUUUUAACAGCGUCACAGGAAAAAAUACAAAAGACAUUAAUAUAAACGAUAACCCUCACAGCUUAUCUUAACGUUUUAGAACAUAUCAGUUUCUCCUGUUGUAAAAUAGAAAUACAAUAUUUAUUUACUGUGUCAAUCCAAUUUCAUUGAAGUUAAUCUCUGUCUAUUACCAAUGUUAAUAUUUUAUAGAAAAAAUACAAGUUAAUGAUCAGACAAAUAUAUAUAUAUUCAAAUAACAAAAGAAACCCAUUGUGUCAUUGAAGAAAGUAUAAAGGUAUUUCUGCGAAGAUAAUUCUCUUUUCGACAAUAUCAUGUACUAAGGCUAUGCAAUCGCAGUGAAUUAAUAAAUGUAUGCAUCUGCAGAAAAAAUAAAAAAACGCACAUUUAUCACAGUGUUUGGCGGUUUGUAAGUGUCAAAUAAAGGUUGUGUAAUGAUCUAUAUGUUAAAGGAACAUAGCAAGACGAGAAUAAUUUGCAGAACAAAAAUAUGGGGGAUAGAUAUGAGGAAAAAAGGAAGGACAUAGAGGUAAUAUCAAUAGUUGAAUAAUAAUUAUGAAGAAUUUUGAGAGGGUAAUAACAUCUGAUUACAUGUUCAUAAGUAAGAUGUCAUGUAAAGAAAAGUGUCCUUCAAGGGGUGUUAAGUCUUUUGAAGAUAAGAGACUGCUCGUAUUUAGUCCCUUUAUCAAGAUGAUCAGGGUUUUCCUGAGUAUUUCUCCACAAUCAACUGUAAUGACGGGGAAAAGCGGUCGUUAUAAUCUUAGAUGAUAUUGUCGGUGGGUGCAGUACUUAACUACAUGCAUUAUGAUCCCUAACUUCUUCGUCUUAAAGGUUGCUUGAAUUUUCCAUCCAGUAGUACUUUUCGUGCUUCUUUGGACAGCGUCAAAGCAAAUCUUUGUCUACGGCAUUUUCUCCGUAAUCGGAAUAUAAUAACACCUCUGCCGAAGUCAGUCUUAUCUGUCCAUGUUGUGUUUAAUGGGCUUCAUUUAUUUGAAGCAGAGUCAGUUUGUACUCAUGUCGGCGGUUAUUUGAACAUUCCACGUACCUACAGAGGUUGUUGCUUCGGUUGUCAGAAUGCUCAUCAGUCUUGUGGUUCCCGAAGAAUCUUGACUUUCAUCAUGACACAUCAUAAAUUUUCUGUUUGACGAAACCCUUUUCUUCACAGGGCAGAGUUUAAAGGGUUUAGAUGAUUUCUUCUUGUUUGCGUUUUUUGACGAGGUAUUGUUGAUAACACUAUCCAUCAUUUUUCGUUUAACCGAGCUCAUUACUGGUAGUAACCCUAGAUGUCUCCGGGCAGAUUUUCCAUCUUAUCAGAUGCUGACAAAUUCUCUGAAGGAGCCUCUUGAAAGAUGACUCUGUCAUCAACUUCGAACUCUACGAAAAUCCUUUCAAAUUUUUUAAGAAUUUUCUUUUAUUUCCCAUGAAAAUGAAUAACUUUUCUUACCAAUUAUUAAUUACUGAGGGGUUAGCAUAAAUCUUUCAACCCUUCCGAUGUGAUAACAUUGUAUGCAAUACUAUGGAUUCAUCCAAGUUUUUUCACUCUCUACAUGUUUAUUUUGUGGAGACCAUAUGUUUUUGUAUGACUAUAACGAGAAAAACAACCUUGAUAUUUGCUUCUCCGUGAUACUAGCAAGGAAAGCUACUUCUGAAAUGUACUCUCUACGUACAAUUUAGAUUUAAUAAUGCUUUCUGUGGACGAACUGAUGGAGUUGUGAUGAAAUCAUCACUUGACCCCUCCUGACUUGUUCUUUUGUAGGCAAGCUGAAAAAGUGAUAAAAUUAAAAAAGAGAAUUUUCUUCACUGAAUUACUUUUAUUUAAAUACAUACUUGUCAGUUAUGUUGUGUUAAAGUUUCUUGCUUAUAAAGAAUAACAAUAAUCCGGACACAAAGUAAAGAAGAGAUACGUGUAUGUCUGUAAGUUCAAUGAAAAAUGGCUGCUUAAUCAGCUCAUAGAAUUGCUAGUAAAAGUGCUCUAAUCGUUUUAUGCAUUGUUUCUUCAGAAUAAGUUGUUUUAAAAUUCGAUUCAACACCUUUGCAUAGAAUUUAUGUUCUCAGUGUCCGAUACCCUGUUAUACAACUUUCUACCCACUUCUCUUCAAUGUUUAACAAGUAUUAUAAAUAUAUUUUUGUUAUAUCCCGAUAAGUAGAAAAAUUGUACUUCUAACGUUUCGUGGCUUUAUCUAAGCUACUUCUUCGGAGUUAAUAAAUAGCCGACAUUAAAUUAAAACACGCUUUGAACUCGUGUUAAUUGCUUCUGACGAAAUGUCUUACAUUAAGUCACUAAACGUCAGAAAUACAAUUUAACUCAUUGAGAUAUAACAAAAAUAUAUUUAUUAUUAACUCGCUAGCCAAUGUUCAAUUUAUUCGAAACUAUUAUGUCCAACCUUAGUAUUGAUACUUGUUUAAUAAGAAUAUUAUGUGGUUACAAAAACAAUCUAAUUUAUCAUUUUAUCAAUACUUGGUCGUUGAAAUCUUUUCCAUAUGACUACAAAAUUCAUUCCUAAAUUAUCUUCGACCUCAUCACCCCUUAAUAAUAACGCAUUAUAUUUAGGUAACUGGUAUAAAUUACAUUAAUACAACUGCUUGCUUUCUGUAUAAUUCCAACUUUAGGUGACAUAUAUGCUUUACACGUUGCAUUUAAUACUUUAAGUAUUUUUUCUGUUUGUAUUUGUUAACUGAAUUAUCUAAACACAAGUAUAACAUUAAUGAAACUAUUUUUUAUUGUAAUCGAAUAUAAAAUAAUUCUUAUUAUUUGACAGGUAAUUAUAAAAUGUUUCGUCUUUCUGCUGGAUUCUGCUGGAUUCCACGUUAAUUUAUCUAGUUUAGUUGAUAUGGAGUUAAUACAUUUUGUCAAUGGUUUAUCAGAAAUAUUUGUUCGCUUCUCUUUUCUGUGAAAAAAAGAUGUCCCUUCCUUCUCUAAAUUCUCUUAAGUGUCCACAAAGUAACAAAAUAUUAAUUCUAUAUAUAUGUAUUGUUUUUUCGAAACCUAGAACUUUUUGUUUGUAAUUGAAUUGGAUAGAAUGAUUUUAAAACUAAGAAUCUUACUCAUUCUUGCUUCAUUUGACAAAAGUUCAUAUUAGACGUGUUUAUAUGUGUUCAAGUUUAGGUGUUUGUGACAAGUCGAAAGCAUUUAUUUUCAAUCAUAGUAAUAAAAAUAUUAAUUUGUUUAGUAAUCUCAUGUGAAACUAUUAGGUACUCUCUGUUCAGAUUCAUAUUUCAAACAAAGAACCGGCUUAUUAUAGUGUUUAAGUACAAAUAAACCCCUUAAUCUCUGUCCUUCUUACAGUAGGUUAAUCUGACAACUGAUAAAUGUCUGCGAAGAAUUAGGUGAUAAUAUUGUAGUCUCUCCUUUUUAAUGCUUCUCGAUAAAAAACAACUAUAUUAUCAUCUGACUUGCAGUCCCUAAUAUAAUUUUGCUAAGUGAUUAAUAAAUAGGACUCGGCUCAGUUUUUGAAUAUUCUAACUUUUUAGUGUCAUUAUCCCAUAGUUUGUUCCCAUUGUUCAAUUUAAGAUAAUUUGUAAAUAUCUGAUAUCUCUAACUUCAGAUACGUGUUAUCCUAAACUGCCAAUAUCAAAUUUCUUUAUUAUUUGCCUCUGGUAAAUAAAUGAUCAUAAAACUAUGUUCGACAAAGAUUGAAUUCACUUGCGCCAUUGCGAUUUCAGCCAUGUCACUAUUAGUUACGAUAAUCACAUGAACCCCUACUACGUAGUUUGAACCUACCUACGCUGUUCAGUCCAACAGUCAGUAUCUUCAUGAAUUGGACCUAUGGCUUGGUUUGGCUACCCCCAGCAAACUUACAACCUACUCUAACAACAGCCAUGGCGGCACAUUGAGAAUAGCCAUGCGUAAUACAUGUCCUAACUAUCUCGGUCGUUAAUGUUUCACUUCCUCACCAAUCAAUUAGCUUUCCUAAGUACUUCCUCAGCGGAAUUAAACUAGGUAACUAAUCAAGUAAACUGACUGUUUUGUAUUCAGUCCAUAGGAUGCUUCGAAAGUAGAAUAUUAAUGUCCGUCCAUCAUUAAAUUGUUUCUUGUUGACUAGUUUGUUACUGGAAACAAAACCUAAUUUAUUAAAAAAAAGCGUACUCAGACUUCGCUUACACUUAUUUCAGUCAUAGGUAACUAGUCGGCAAUUAUUGCACGUAACUUCUAGAAAACGAGUGUAAUUUAUCAACAUUGGUCAGCCUUGUAUGUUUCACAACAAAAAUUUCAACUUAAAGUAAUUUUUUAUUUCAAUGACUUCUUGACAUGUUAAUUUCGUAUAAUUAUCUUACAUUUAAACACUAGGUCAUUUACAUGCACUCAGUGUAUGGAGUCAUGUGCGUAAAAUUCACUGAAUUAUCAACUCAAUUUGUCAUAUAUAUCUUUAAUCUACCAUGUGAUUUUUAUUACUAUUUUUGUGCACCUUAUAAUAAAAGCUACGAUACCUAAUUAGCAAUGAUGUUUUUUGAUAACGAUUAUUUUAUUGCAUCUGUAAAAUAUUGAUGACAGGAUGACCGCACAGACUUUAAUGUAAGUCAUACGUAAUUCUUCAUCCCAAGAUUGAACUUCAGAUAGUAGGUUGGAUGUGGAGGAAUAGUCAUUAAGUAAUCUUGGUCGAACUCUUGUCUCUUAAAUUCGAGAUCUAUAAAUAUCAGUCUUCAAGUAAUGUUUAUUUAGCAGAAGAAACAAAUGCUUGAUAUUUUCCUAUAUCCAAAUUUUCCCAUUGCGUUCACUAAAUAUUUUGCUAUGUGUGAAAUCGGUGCUUUUUAGGAUGAAAGGUUCUUUUGAUAUAACUGACUGUCACUGUCUGCUGAACUGUAACACCGAAUUCCCUACCUGUAUCUUUCAACCUUACAAGUCAUCUAGUUGUGUACUAAAAUUACCUGGUAUAAAUAUUAUUCCUGAGUAUUUGGCUUUUGAUUGAGAUUGACCGUAAAGUGAGUAUAUGACAUAUAAGAAUGCUGCUUGGAGCCAUUAACAUACCGUUAAUUACAUAGCAUUUUUGUCAUUUACAUAUUUUCCAAACCUUAGUUCUGAGAAUCCAUGGAGCAAGCGACGUCGUGUUGUUUUUAAGGUCUACCUCUGCAGGCUCGAGCAUUGAAAUCAUUCUUUUUCAUUGUCACAGGGACAUUUUCUUCAAAAUUGUUUCAUACUUUCAUGACGUUUUUAACCGUGAUGUAGUUACAAUGGAUGAUCAGAGGUAUGAGUCUUGCUCGGAGCGAUUUGCGUAUAAAUUUUCAUUAGCAAUUGCAAACAUCAAAUGAAGCUUGCUUCUUGUUAUGAGACAUUGUUUGAUGAAAAUUUUGUGUGAUAGAUAAAAGACACGAGUGAUAUACUACUACUGUCCGAGCCUGACCGAUCUCUAUGAUGAACGUAUUAGCUAUAGGUAAUUUUCUUCUAAUUACGGCUAAAAAUUUCGUUUUCAGCUAUCAUUUCGACCAACUGUUGAAGAGCUGCGUCGACGUAAAAUUAUUCGUUUUAAUGAUUAUGUUGAAGUUAGUGAAGCAGAUGCCUAUGAUCGUCGAGCUGAUAAACCAUGGACUCGUCUAACUCUACGUGAUAAAGCUGAUAUUAGAAAAGAAUUAAACGAAUUCAAAGCAACUGAAAUGGAUGUUCAUGCUGAUAGUCGACAUCACACUCGAUAUCACAAACCAUAGAUGCCUAUCUUCCGCAUCGUGCAAAAUAAUUCAGCGACUGCCGUUCACUUCGUUAUAGAAACUGUACGUUUGUAGUUAUUUUUUGAAGCUAAAUCUAGUUUAUUUCUAAAAAUAACCUGACACAUUCGGAGACCGAACAAUUGUACAUAGUGUAAUGACCUGUCAAAAAUGGAAUUUUAUAUUGACUUUCCAAAUUUUAUGGCUCACUUUAUUAUUGAUUAUUGUAUAGUUUAACUCUUUCAUUUCACUGUGAUUAUAAUAAUAGGUUACAAAUACAAAAACUAACUUGACCAA
Messenger RNA from Schistosoma curassoni, 8130 nucleotides. The record is from the annotation of a GenBank genome assembly. Lineage: Eukaryota; Metazoa; Platyhelminthes; Trematoda; Strigeidida; Schistosomatidae.